Colletotrichum lupini is the source of this 180-nucleotide messenger RNA. RefSeq lists its product as uncharacterized. Lineage: Eukaryota; Fungi; Ascomycota; Sordariomycetes; Glomerellales; Glomerellaceae. The record is from RefSeq and is a predicted model, not a curated record. The transcript has a single exon. The annotation marks the transcript as partial.
AAAAAAGGGAUAGAACUAAUAAGAACUAUAAUAAAGCGGUUAAAAAUAUUAUAUAACGUUAUAAGUAAAUAUAACGAUAAUAUAGAGCCGACGUAUACGUUUAAGUUUAUUUUAAAAAUAAAUAUUAUAAAUAUACGUCUUUUUCUAAGUACUAUUUUCCUAAAUCUAGAGCUGAGUUAG